Messenger RNA from Eupeodes corollae, 6011 nucleotides. RefSeq lists its product as uncharacterized. Lineage: Eukaryota; Metazoa; Arthropoda; Insecta; Diptera; Syrphidae. The transcript is spliced from 7 exons. Bases 1208 to 2764 code for a protein of 518 amino acids. The record is from RefSeq and is a predicted model, not a curated record.
AUGUGUUUUUUGGUAAAUUUCCUAACCUCACCCCAACCCAACCCAACUUUUCGCCUUCAUCGGCCCAGCACAUACUACAAUAGGGGUUGAUACAAAUAACUGAGCUUUUUUGCAGUCGUUACACUUUUUCCUCGGCAUGUAUUUUCGGUUUGGUAAGUUGGUAGGUGGUACAACACUCCAACAGGCUCUACCGAAAAAAUCCUCCUACAGAGCCGACAAAGCUGCCAGCAUCCAAAGCCAAAUUCAAACAGACAGCACCAUCAGCAUCAGCAUCAACACAUAUCAUAUAUACAAGAAAAUAAUACGUAAACUACUACCAGUUGGUUUGAAAUUCAUUCAGUCUUUCCUGGAGAACGUUUAAGAUAAGUUCUGAUAAAAAAAAAAAAAAAAAAAACAAGUAUAAAAUUCAAAAGAAGACAAUAAAUUCCGUGCGCAAAGUUAAUAUAUCAAGAAAAAAGAAAAGAAAAUUAAAGAAAAAUAUCUUUAAAAACGGUACAGUGUGUUAAAAAGAGUUUUUAAUUGUUUAAAAUUUCAAUACCUUGAUUUUUGUUUUUAUUGAUAAAGUCGAUGUGAUUCUAAAAAAAAACUUCUUAUAUUUUAUUUCGUAUAAAGUUUCAAAAGUAUCUACUUAAGAUCAAAAAACUAUCAGAUUUAUUUAACUUCAGAUUUUAUUUAUGGGCAAAACUGAUAAAUUCUGAAAAUCACAGUGAAAUAUAGAAAUUGUAUUUAUUAUUCAAAAAUACCUAUAUACAAAUUUUAUUAAAUAAUUUAUUGAUUUUGUUUUAAGAUAAGGAAUUGAUUUUUACAAUACAUUUUUUGUUUGUUUUAUACGCAAAUUUAUUGUUAUUAAAACAAGUACAGACUACAAUUGCUCACAAUUAUUUCGAGAAUUCAAGAGCUCACUUUCUUCUAUUGGCAUUGUUAUACCUACUUCUGAAAUCAUGAAUGGUGGUGAGGUCCUUCGAGUUGACGUUCCACCGUCUUCAUUGAUAACCCGACGGCAUCGACCACGGCAACAAUUGUUUGGGCGACUACAAGGACGGUUCAGUUGUUGCGAUAAGAUAAAUCAUUCGGUAAUAAAUUUUAAGGUUAUUUCAAAACGGAAUAAAACAAAAAUCUCGCAUUCCUUCAUAAACAUUAAAGAUAUCCAAAAUUAUCAUUUAUCAUCAUCUUUAACUAUUUUGAGAAGAACAAAAUUUAAGCUACAAUGCGGCACUAUACAAAAAAGAAUCAAUAUCAUGCAACUAGAAUCAUUCAAAUUAUUCUACUCCUGAUUUUCCCACUGAGAAGCUGUUCAGUAAAUGGUCAAAUAUCACAUCAUACAGAGUAUGAAAUUGCUACUGGACGUCGUAGCGGUGGAAAUGGCGCUAGUGGCGCCAGUGGUGGCGCUAGCAGUGAUAGCAAUGAAGAUGAGAGCAUCAGCAGUCAACCAAAUAGAUUGCACACAAAUGGCGAGAUACUUGGACCUAAAUCUUUUCCUUUAAGUGCCCAAGAGCCGAGCUGUGAGGAAUUGCGAGCUAUGUGGAUAUUUUCCAAGAGACAAUCAAGGGCUGCAGAAAUGUCAAACGAAAUACCAACAUAUCGUGAUCCAUUUGCAUAUAAUGUAUGGGAACCUAUGUAUAAUCCAGGACGUGGUAUCGGAUCCCGAACAAUUCCACAUUACCGUGAACCUAAUCGGCCAGUGUUUGGUCGCGUAAUUAGCCGAGAACCUGUUGUUUUACAAAGAUUACCAGCACGUUCAAGAAUAUUAUUUGAUGAAGUACCAGCAAGAUUGUACGGAUCAGAGACCCGAUCAACUAUGCCAUCAGUAGCCAAUGGAGUUGGAACAAGAAGAACUAUGCAAUAUCGGUUCAGUGGAACACCACCUUAUGGAAACCCUCAGAACAAUAAUCCAAAUCUUGUCCAUCAGGGAAGUUUUCAAAAAUUAAAAGAACUUAUUUGGACUGAACGAGCCAAGGAACUAACUCAACAAAGAAAAGCUGAGGAAUUAGCAGCUAGAGCAGCAGUACUUAAAGAGCUUUCAGCUGGUCAAUUGAUAAAUCGACAACUAGAACAAAAUGAUGAACCUAUGCCCAACGAACAGAAUCUUAGCCCAGACCAGCCGGAACAUCUGUACCACCAUAACAACAUGGACGGUAGAAUAGCGAUUGGUAUGGGUAAACAGCCAGGAGGUAUGAAAUCGAUUUUCUCAGGCAAUCCAUCAAAUCCGAACUCAGCACGCUCAGGUAGGCUCCUAUUGCCUAGCAUGAUUGGAGGCGAUGCCAGAGAACGUGGCAAUUUGCAGAGAAACUUCCCAAUGCGACCAUCACACUUCCGUGAACGAAAUAGGGUAUUGUUCAGACAGUCAACACCAUCAGACUUUUACCAACGUGAAUCUAGAAGUGGGUCCCUGAAAUCCCUACCAUUUGAACAUGAAGUAGAAACGAACUCAGAAUCUUAUAGCUCGGAGAAUGAUCGAAAUCGGAUUGACAACAAAAACACAAUGUACCCUAGUAAUGAUUUUCAACAUUUAACAACAGGCAGGGAAAUUCAGAAGCAGCAGCAGCAACAGCAGCUAAGCGAUAUAUUACAAAAAAUAUAUCAAAUCGAUCAGUUGUCAUUUUUGACGGAAUAUCCAUCAUCAUUGACUUCGAAACCUAACAGAUUUAAUUAUGAUGAAAAUAUUAAUAUUGAUAGUGAAAUUGAUAGUAAAAGUCGUAACCGCAGGAAUGGUUUGAGUAACAUUGAUUUUAUAAAACAUUCCUCAAGCAGUGACAGUUACUAAGAAAAUUGUAUUAAUUUUUGUUUUUAUUUUAAAUUCUAUAAACAAAUGUAAAAAUUCAAAUUUUAGUUGCAAAUUAGACAAAAAAAAACAUAAAACUUAUUGUCAUUCCAAUCUUGGCUGUUAAAAUAAUGUAAUCGUAAAUGAUCUUUACUUUAUAUAAAUUUCAAUGAAACAAGGGUAAGUUACAUUAUAUACAUAUACUCGUGCAAAAUGUAAAAAUUCAUAUUAUGCAAGAAAAUGAAAUACUCAAAAUACUGAAUACAUAAAAAUUCCCACUGCAAACUUUAAGUAAGAGUAGAAAUAUAAGGAGUCUUUUAAUUUUAUAUUAUAUAUUCAUAUUUUUUGGUAAAAAUGUUUCAAGUUAAGUACAUAGCAUAAUCUACUCAUAACUAUAGCAUAUCUCAAUAAUAAUGAGCUGGCUUGAUCUCAUAUUAAACAGGGUCAAAUCUAGGAGUCUCUUUGUUUAAUCUUAACACAUUGUAUAUCAGCAAUAAAAUAAGCCAGUUACAAAGAGACCAAGCAUUUGUUUAUUAUCUUAAAACAAAACACAUAUCAUAACUAUUUUCUUUUUUUUUGUCAACUAUACCUUUAACAUUAUUGAAUCUUAGUCUUCGUAGUUUUUUAAUUCUUAUGAAAGAUAUUUGAAACAUUUGUCUAAACUUAUUUAUGUAUUUGAAAAACUAUUUCUCGUGGUGGUUACUAUAAGCUUUGUUUUAUUAAUAAUUAUAAGGUUAAACUGGGGUACAUCUGACAUACCUAAGUAUAAUUUGUUUAACUAUUUUUAGAUUUACAUUAUUGUACAUUUGUUGAUUCUUCAUGGUGAAGAAAAGUAGGAGCUUAAACCCCAAGUUUUUAUCAGUUAAAUCGGUUUGCUUGUAAGGCUGAUGUGUAGUGGUCAAAAUUUGAACAAGAAAAGAGAGAUACGAGUGCCUUAUAGAGCACAAGUCGAACUGCGAACUUCGAAUUGCAACUGAUUACAAAUUUUGACAUUUCAUCAAUACGAGCUUUCGAAAUAAACUACCAAUUGUCUGGGAUAUCCCAAGGAUGUAGUUUCAAUUUUCAAAACAAAACUCAAUAAUUUGUUUGUUAAAAUAAUAUUUAAUCUUUGCCAUUUAAACUAAUAAUUUAAGGAACCUUUUUUAUGUAAAGAUAUUGCGUUCGGUCCAAAUGCAAAACUCACCAAGUGACAGUGCAGACAAAUUGAUUGAUUCAAUUGCCGACAUUUUCAAAAUUAUAUUUUAUGUAUUGAAUUCAUAAAUAAAACUUAUACUACUAUUACAGAAAUUAUCCAGCUAUUACAACUUGCUUUUUUAACUGGGGGUUAAGGUCUGUGAUUUUAUUUUGAUAUUUUAUUAGUCACGAAAAAAACUAUGUACCUACUUACUUUAAUUUUAAAGAUUAAAUAAUAUUCUUGUAAAUUCUUAAUCAAAUGGUAAACUAAAUUAAUUAUAGACAAUCAAAAUCUGUUUUAAAAGCGUAUUUUAUUUGCCAACUUUUGUAGUUUAAGAUUAACCAUUAACAAAAAAUUGUAAAAUUCCAAUUGCUUACUUACGCUAUUUUUUUCGAACAUUCUGAUCUAUCUAUCUAUCUAUGAUCUAUCAAUCAUUAAACAUUAAGUUUUCAAAUGCUAUGCACAAAACCUGUAAACUUGGAAAUUUCACACGUGUACAUAUUUAAUUCACCGUGUAACUAUAAGUCUAGUUCAUCGAAAGUUUGGGUUUUAAAGUAAAUUUUCAACAUUUUCGCCAUUUCUAUCUUUUUAUUACGUAAGGGUACAAUAAGUUCGGCAACGCCCCAAAAACAAAAUCAUCUUAACAUUUCAAAUAAAUCAAACGUACCCCAGUUCUGGGUUUUUUCCAGAUGAGUCAAUUUAAGAUAUUUUUAACUAUAAUAAUUUUUCCAAACGACGACUGUGGUUUCUUUCUUUAUUUAUUUAUAAUGAUAUAAUGACAAUAAUAUUGCUAGACAUAAAAGUGCUUUAAAAUACUUUCAAAACCUAAGUAUAAUUAUGUUUUCAUUCGUAUAAUAACUAAAAGCUUUGAAAAUAUGGAAAUUAUGACAAUAUGCCAACAAGUUUCAAUGAAAAGGCCGUAGAUUUAAAAUUUAAACAGAACUAGAAUUAAAACUAUAAACAAAAAAAACAUUAAUAAUUUUCUUAACCAUAUCUUACAAAAAAAACAUAUCCUAACAAUAUUAAUCAGGGAUAUAAAUACAUACAUAUAUAAACAACUAUAUAUUUAUACAUUAAAAAAAUUAAACAAAUAUUUUAUGAAAGGCUUGAGCAAAAAUUGUAUUUUAUAUAAAGCAACAAACAAAAACAAAAUUAUAUUUUAUUUCAAAAUACUCGAUAUUUUGUUUUCUAUUUUUGUUUCUGUAAACUAUCGAUGCCAUAAGCCAAUUAAAAACACAUGAUAUACAAAAUUUAUGAUUCAGGUAAAAUGCACGAAAAUUAAGGUAGCACAAUUUAAAUCGUUUAAGCCUCUUUAACCAUUCAACUUUUUCCAUUUAAAUUAUAAUUUUUAAACAUUUUGUAUAAACCUUUUAGGUAAAAUUUUUAAAUGGGCAAGUAGCAAAAACAAAAAGACUUUCUCUCAAAAUUGUUCAUUUUAGAUCUUAAAAAUCUUAAUUUCAAGUUCUGAUGAAUACAUUUUGUAGUUUUGUUUAAAUUUUGUUUUCCUUUCAGCUUUUUAAAAUCAACCUGUCCAAAUUUAUAAACUAAAAACAUAUUAUACGGGAUUGUUAUUCCGAAAUUAUCAAAUUCAAACCAAUUUUCGUGCCCAAUUAUUUAGUCAGUGCAUGUUUUUGAUAGAUUAAUCAAAAUUUUGCACUAUUCACUAAAAAAAACUUGAUACGAUGCAUUCCCAUUAGUGCUGUCAAAUAAAGCCAAGUGAAAUAAGCAAAAUUUCAAAAAAUGGUCUUAUUUCACUUUUGUAAAGUGUCCAACAGUUAAUCUUAUUACAUUUAAACAAAGUGAAAUAAAGCCAAUUUGGUUUUAUUUCACUUUCAACUGAAACUAUUCACACACUUAAGCUCGCACCUACUCCCAAUCCUAUAGUGUGCCCUUUGUCAAAGUGCAAUAUGGCCAACUGCUGAAAAUUGGUCUUAUUUCACUAUUGUGUAGUGCAAGGCCAAUUUUUAAAGUUGGUCUUAUUCCACUUGACUUUAUUUCACGGCACCAUUCUGUUUAACGAAUCAGACAUUGGCUACUGAACACAAAAAGAAAACGCUCAAAUACAAUUUUCUUAUA